This is a messenger RNA of Zymoseptoria tritici IPO323, 1532 nucleotides long. RefSeq names its product glutamine synthetase. Gene Ontology annotation, cellular component: cytoplasm. Bases 107 to 1258 code for a protein of 383 amino acids. Gene Ontology annotation, molecular function: glutamine synthetase activity. The record is from RefSeq and is a predicted model, not a curated record. Lineage: Eukaryota; Fungi; Ascomycota; Dothideomycetes; Mycosphaerellales; Mycosphaerellaceae. The transcript is spliced from 7 exons.
UCCCGCGAAACCCCAAUACUUGAAGCUCGUCUCACCACCGACAUCCACCUCCUCUGACAAACAAUCCUCCUCCUUCCUCCCAACAACACCCACACACACCUUCACCAUGGCGGAACCAACCAUUAUCUCCAACACGGCCACGCUCGAGAAGUACAACAAGCUCUCGCAAAAAGGCAAUGUCAUUGCCGAGUAUGUCUGGAUCGAUGCCUCCAGCGGUGUCCGCUCCAAGUGCAAGACCCUCCCCAAGAAGCCCGAUAGCAUCAAGGACCUCCCAGAAUGGAACUUCGACGGUUCCUCCACCGCCCAAGCACCGGGUGACAACUCCGACGUCUACCUCCGCCCCGUAGCCAUGUACCCCGAUCCAUUCAGACUUGGAGACAACAUUCUCGUCAUGUGCGAGACAUACAUGUCCGAUGGCAAGCCAAACGCCUACAACUACCGCCACGACGCCGCCCUUGUCAUGGAAAAGCACGCAGGAGAGGAGUUCUGGUUCGGUCUUGAACAGGAAUACACCAUGCUCGACUUCAACGGUUGGCCAUACGGCUGGCCAAAGAACGGGUUCCCAGCUCCUCAGGGUCCAUACUACUGCGGUGUCGGUACCGGCAAGGUUUUCUGCCGUGACAUAGUAGAAGCGCAUUACAAAGCUUGCCUGUACGCCGAGAUCAACAUCUCUGGCACCAACGCCGAGGUGAUGCCCGCGCAGUGGGAGUACCAGGUCGGCCCGUGUUCCGGCAUUGAGCUUGGUGACCAGCUCUGGAUGUCUCGCUUCCUCCUCCACCGCGUGGCCGAGGAGUUCGGUGUCAAGAUCACCUUCGCACCAAAGCCAAUCCCCGGCGACUGGAACGGUGCCGGUCUCCACACCAACGUCAGCACCAAGGCGAUGCGUGAGGACGGCGGCAUGAAGGCGAUUGAGAAGGCAAUGGAGGCCCUUGCUACCCGACACAAGGAGCACAUGGCCGUCUACGGAGAAGGCAACGAGGCUCGCAUGACUGGCGGUCACGAGACUGCUUCCUACGACAAGUUCAGCUGGGGCAUUGCGAACCGUGGUACUUCCGUUCGUGUCAACCGCGCUGUUGCUGAGGAGGGCAAGGGUUACUUCGAGGACCGUCGCCCUGCGUCCAAUGGUGACCCAUACCAGAUCACCGGCAUGAUCGUCGAGACUCUCUGCGGUAAGGUCGAGGGCGCCGAUGUCUACAAGACGGUCAUGCAAUCUGAGCAGAAAGAGCUUGAGAUGGUUGUGCCCAUCAGCAAGCCAUAAAUGCAGCGAUGCAUGCAACGGACGGACGAGAAACGAGUAUGACGCGAACGAUGAGAUUGAGAGAGACACACCACGACCGCUCUCGACACGACUGCGGUGCGAUGCAUAGAUCGAGGGCUCCGGGCAACUUGAUGAUAUCCUCUUCACUUGGUGAAGUGCGUUUGAGUGGUCGGACAUGGCAGAGGAGCUGGCGGAGCGGCCGACUGCUAUUUGCCUAUACCUGACCUGUUUUCACUAGAGUGGUGUAAUUAGAGCGAUCAACACGUUUUUCCCG